AUUGGUGUUUAUAUAAAGUCGGGUUGGAGCCAAGUCUUCAAUAGUUAGCUAACUGAUAAGUUCCAGUGAAGAGCCACCAAGCCAAAGUAAUGCAUAUCAAAGCAAUUUUGACCGUGUUAGCUGUCCUGUGCCUGACUUUGGUCGCUGGACAACAUAGCAACUGCGAUGAAUUAACCAGGAGGUGUGAAAGAUGCGUGGAAAGGCUGAACAACCGAAAUGAUCGUGAGAUGCCUGUCCUGAACAGACAUUGCAGGGAAAGGACACAAAGGACUUGGCGCUGGAGGAAUGUGGGACGUUGUGAGCUCACCAGCUCAACUGCCAGGGUAAGUUUGGAAUAAAUAUGAAGGUAUCUAAUUUGUAAUUGAAACAUUUUCGCCUUAGGAGUUGAUCGUCGCAUGAAUUGUAAUGACAUCGCUGAGCUCGCCGGCAUGGAACGUAUUAAUUGAUUUCAAUUGAAUAAA
Messenger RNA from Drosophila gunungcola (fruit fly), 461 nucleotides. RefSeq lists its product as uncharacterized. The transcript has 2 exons. Lineage: Eukaryota; Metazoa; Arthropoda; Insecta; Diptera; Drosophilidae. The record is from RefSeq and is a predicted model, not a curated record.